Octopus sinensis (East Asian common octopus) is the source of this 590-nucleotide messenger RNA. RefSeq names its product PCNA-associated factor. The coding region runs from base 35 to 403 and encodes 122 amino acids. Gene Ontology annotation, biological process: translesion synthesis; regulation of cell cycle. The record is from RefSeq and is a predicted model, not a curated record. Gene Ontology annotation, molecular function: chromatin binding. Gene Ontology annotation, cellular component: nucleus. The transcript has 4 exons. Lineage: Eukaryota; Metazoa; Mollusca; Cephalopoda; Octopoda; Octopodidae.
GAAAAUGAAGCUACGAAAGCUAUCAAAGUGACGUAUGUACAGUUCCGCGCGAACUUGCGCUCCCGCCAAAUUUAAUGUUUUUCUGGUAAGUUUAGAUACGUUUCAAGUGUUGAGGAUGGUACGAACACGUGCUGAUGGCUGUGCCUCUGUGAGAAAAGCUGUGGCUGCUCGGGCACCCCGCAAAAGUCUUGGUCCUUGCACCAGCUCAGAACCCUCAUCUCCAAGUACAUCAAACAAAUAUUCAGGAGGUAACCCUGUCUGUUCACGGCCAACUCCAGAUUGGCAGAAGAAUAUUACAAAUUUUUUCAAGUCUAAUGGCAGCAACAACAACAAAAGUAGUGAAAGCAGCACUAUUCAGAAAAUUGGAGAUCAAACAACUUCAGAGGAGAGUUCAUCAAAUUAACCAGCUGUAGCAGGAGGAAGCAUGUUGCCAUUAUCAUUGCACUGUUUUAAUGGAAUCCUUUGUGAUAGCUAGUACAGCACAACUUACUGUAGUUUUGAUUUAAUAAAACUCAGUAAGAUCCUUCACAUUUUUAAAAAUCAUCUUUCAUUGUAUAUUUGCUCAUCCUUCUCACAUUACGAUUUGAUAA